This is a messenger RNA of Candida albicans SC5314, 615 nucleotides long. RefSeq names its product Nuo1p (gene NUO1). The transcript has a single exon. Lineage: Eukaryota; Fungi; Ascomycota; Pichiomycetes; Serinales; Debaryomycetaceae. The record is from RefSeq and is a predicted model, not a curated record. The coding region runs from base 1 to 615 and encodes 204 amino acids.
AUGUCAUAUACAGCUACUAAUCAACCAGUGAGAGCUCCACCAUUAAAUAGUGAUUAUGAAUUAAUUGAUGGAGAUCCAUAUUUCACUAGAGUUGUUUCAUAUUUCCGAUUUUCCGAUUAUGUAAAUUGGGCUGUCAUUACGGCAUCAUUCCCACUUGGGAUGAAAUUAUGGGAAAAAAUUGUUCCUAGUCAAGGUAAAGGAUUAAAACCAAGUGUAGUUAAUCCAGUUACAUUAAGAGUAUCUACAUUACUUGGAUUUUUCGGAGGAUUUUGUUUAAAUUAUGUUAAAUCAAGUCAAAGAUUCCUUGGUUGGAGAGAAAAUUCUAGAGAAGUUAAAUUAGAUCGAUUUGAAAUUAAACAAAAAUUAAGUCAAGGAGUUUUACCUUAUAAUGAACAUUUAAGUAAAUUAGAUGAUAGAAAUAAAGAUAUUUCUAAUAGAAAUUCUCAAUAUAGUCAUGCUUUAUUAUUUGUUAUUCCUUGGUUUAAUACUACUUAUCAUCCUUAUCAUCAAGUGGAUUUGAAAAAAUAUUAUAUUAAUAGAGAAGGUGAAGAAAAUUGGGGGUUUGAAUUAAAACCAUUAGAUGAAAUAUAUGCUAAAUAUGGUAAGAAAUUCUAA